Molecule: messenger RNA, 765 nt
Organism: Lampris incognitus (smalleye Pacific opah)
Lineage: Eukaryota; Metazoa; Chordata; Actinopteri; Lampriformes; Lampridae
Gene: mrpl41
Product: mitochondrial ribosomal protein L41
Exons: 3
Coding region: 198-605 (135 amino acids)
Biological process (GO): translation
Cellular component (GO): mitochondrial large ribosomal subunit
Molecular function (GO): structural constituent of ribosome
Source: RefSeq, a predicted model, not a curated record
CGCAAGGGGAACAGAGCGUACGCUGAAGUGAUAGACUGGUGACCUGCUUGGGGCAUCUCCCUGCCCCCUACCCAAUGCCUUGCCAGGAUAGAGUCCGGCACUCACGACCCUGAAUUGGAUGAAGUGCGUGUAGAUAAAGGAUGGACGGAUGGUGGGAAUGAUACAUCAGGCAUAUAAAUGUGAAAAAUUAAGGUGCCAUGGGUGUAUUAUCAGCGCUGGCAAGAGGUCUUGUCAGAGGAGCAGACCGGACAGCUGAAUUCACUAGCAAGCGUGGUGCAAGGACUCACAACAAAGGAAGAACUGCAAGGCCCCCCGGACUGAGGCUAGCAAGCAGCAAAUUUGUAACUAUACCAGCUAUGAUUCCUGAGUUUGUGGUGCCUAACUUGGAAGGAUUCAAACUCAAACCUUAUGUGUCAUACCGUACACCUGAUGGAACCGACCCGCCCCUCACCGCAGAGAGUCUGUUUGCCGAGGUUGUGGCCCCACAGAUAAAGAAGGACUUUGAAGAAGGCACUUUUGAUAAAAACCAGCUGGAAAAAUAUGGUUUUGAAAAGACACAGGAAGGAAAGCUAUUUAAACUGUACCCCAAAAACUUUGUGCGUUAAAUAAUCACUACCAAGUGUUUUCAGAAGGGUUAGCCAAUCACUGUCCCCUCAGUGGUCAGGACUUUUGCAGACAAUUAAUAUCGGGCUAUAUUUGUUAAAUUACUAAAACCAGUACAGAAAUAAAUAACAAUUGUGUCAGCUACUUUUUGGUUCAUUGUCA